This is a messenger RNA of Plectropomus leopardus (leopard coralgrouper), 1831 nucleotides long. It is a transcript of the gene olfml1, whose product is annotated as olfactomedin-like 1. Lineage: Eukaryota; Metazoa; Chordata; Actinopteri; Perciformes; Serranidae. Gene Ontology annotation, biological process: signal transduction. The record is from RefSeq and is a predicted model, not a curated record.
GGACUGUGGGUGAGGUUCACUUGGAUCCCUUCCACUAGAGCAAAAAUUGUUUAAAGAAGCAAGACGGAAAGUUCUGGAGCUCUAACAGUGCUAAAACACUUAGUGAGCACAGCAGGAAGAAGGAAGAAUAUUCAUCCAUUUAAGAACCAUUAGGGAUUUCUUUUAACACGGAAACAAACUGGAACUGAAGCCACAUGGAUUGAUCUUUUUUCUUACUUUCAGUGUUCAGACUGUGUCAGUGGGUUUUACUCAGCAGGAGUGCUGCAGAAAAGGAGAAAGAGUGAAGUUUUUACUGCAUCAGUUUCAGCGGUGAUUUGUUGAUGGAAGUUCGAGUGAUGUUGGGCAGAGUGGUUCCUGUCCUGCUCCUGUCUUUCUAUCUGACUUUGGGUUCAGUCCAGAGCCAGGGUUCCUCUCAGGAUGCCUUUAUCAUCCAGUACCUGGAGAGGAGACUGUCUCAGAUAGAGGAGCGUCUGAGUCAAUGUGAGCAAAAGACAGUGAGCGUUACCCAGAAGACCUAUGACCUCUCCUCUGAAGUCAGAGGUUACCUGUCCACUCUCAAUGUUCUGAGGUCAGAAGUGAGGAGCCAGGUGGACAGCGUAUGCGUGCGUGUAGACAGGGUGGAGAGAGAGCUGGAAUAUCUUGAAAACAAGAUUCCCACUCAGACUGACAUUGAGAUGGAAGAGGCGCUGCUGGAACAACAGAUAAAGGCUGCAGAGCUGGACCAGCUGAAAAAGAGAGCCACGAUCAAAGUGGAGAAUGACUGCAGCACAGCUUUGAAUCAAAUCAAGUCUCUCAAGAUCGUGAAGAGGACAGGAGACCCUUAUGGUUCCUGGUUCAGGGACCCAACUGAAGGAUCAGAAAAGGUCUACCUGCUCAGUGGAAUUCGAAACGACACUCUGCUGGAGUACGUUUCUCUGCACAGUUUCACUGAGAGGACCACCAAACCACCAGCCAGGGUCGUGCAGCUGCCCUUCUCCUGGCAGGGAACAGGUCAUGUGGUCUACAGCGGAUUCCUCUACUACCACAAGGCAGACACUCCCAACCAGAUAUUGAAGGUAGACCUGUUGAAUGGUACAGUGGUUGAUAGCACACUGCUCCCAGGAGCAGGCCGACUACCAGUCUACAGUCUGAACCCUAACACCUACCUGGACCUGGCUGUGGAUGAGCUAGGCCUCUGGGUCAUCCACGCUGACCCCGAGUAUGGAGAAAACCUGGUCAUCACCAAACUGGACAAAGUAAGUUUGGCAGUGGAGUAUACCUGGGAUACACAGUGUAGAAGCCGUGAUGCAGAGGGAGCCUUCCUAAUAUGUGGGACCCUCUAUGUGGUCUACAACACACGUUAUGGAGGUCGCUCCACCAUACAGUGUCUCUACGACAUCCAUGACACCAUCCACAGUGGUGAGAGUCCUGUAAUGUUCUUCCCAAAGCGUUACACCAGCCACAGCAGCAUUCACUACCACCCUGGAGAAAAACAGCUGUACACCUGGGACGACGGCUACCAGACGAUAUACAAAGUGGAGACACGCAGAAAUGACCAAAUCCCUGCAGAAUGAGGAUGAUCUGCAGUGUUCAUCCUUUUAAAAUGUGUGUUAUCUCUUCAAAAAUAAUAAAAAUUAUGCAAAAACAGCACUUAUAGAAACAUCAGUUAAGGAAACUUAUUGAUAAGCAGCUUAGAUUCAACUGUUGCUCAGUACAGUGAUCCUUUGCUGGCAAUGGAUGCUACCUUUAUCACUAUUAAUCUUACAGACAUAAAGAUCAUGUCCAAGCAAAGGCUUUUUAUACAUUAUGUAGGCUUUACUUUGUAUUACCACAAUAAAAAACAUUAAUGUGU